AAACGGGACGUCACCGCGGAGUCAGGCGGAGGCGGAGUCGCUAUGUCGGCUGCGCGGUUACUCUCUCGCCUAGCCGGGCCGCUUUGCCUCAGGCGGCCCUUCUCCCCAUUCCGCGUCUUAGCUAGCUGUACUUGGAGCCAUGAGCCUCCCAGGCCGCUCGGGCAGAAGACGCGGCCCCUCGGGACUUUAUCGGCGGCGGGCUUGGUGCGAGCGGCGCCCGGGCCGGCUCAGCCCUACCUGCGCCUCAUGAGGCUGGACAAGCCUAUUGGGACGUGGCUGCUGUACCUACCCUGCACUUGGAGUAUAGCCCUUGCAGCAGAACCAGGCUGUCUGCCGGCCUGGGACAUGCUGUUACUCUUUGGCGCUGGCGCAGUCCUGAUGCGUGGAGCAGGCUGCACCAUCAAUGACAUGUGGGAUCAAGACUAUGACAAAAAGGUUACAAGAACAGCAAGCCGACCACUGGCAGCUGGAGAGAUUUCAAAUUUUCAGUCCCUUGUUUUUCUGGGAGGACAGCUGAGCUUGGCUUUAUGCAUCCUAUUAUGUUUAAAUUAUUACAGUAUUGCUCUGGGAGCUGCUUCUUUAUCUCUUGUGGUGACUUAUCCACUUAUGAAGAGAAUAACAUACUGGCCACAGCUGUUCUUGGGCCUGACCUUCAACUGGGGAGCCUUACUUGGGUGGUCAGCUGUCCAAGGCUCUUGUGACUGGUCAGUUUGCUUGCCCCUGUAUUUCUCAGGAGUUUGCUGGACAUUAAUGUACGACACUAUUUAUGCUCAUCAGGAUAAAAGAGAUGAUCUCGCCAUAGGCGUGAAAUCUACAGCACUCCGGUUCAAUGAAAACACAAAGCCAUGGCUCAGUGCUUUCAGCACCAUGAUGCUUUUGGGACUUACUGCAGCAGGAAUGCAUUGUGAUCAGACUUUUCCAUACUAUGUUGCUGUGACUGUGGCAGGCAUCCACUUGGCUCAGCAGAUAUACACUUUGGAUAUUCACAAGCCUGAAGAUUGCUGGAAAAAGUUCUCUUCUAACCGCACAGUAGGACUCAUACUUUUCAUAGGGAUUGUUCUUGGAAACUUACAGAAAAGGAAAAAUACAGAAGCAACAAUGAAAAGGUUAGAUAGUACAGAAGAAAAUAAAGUUGUUUUACAGAAAGGAAAUGAACACAACUAAAAAAAAAAUCUACAUGAUUUCAGCUAAUGCUGUAUUUAAAAUACUUUAUUGAUGAGACAUUUUUUUAAAAAAUGUGUAUCUUUAUUAUGUGUAAACUUCUCACUGCCAGUAUACAGCUGUGGCAAUAAAUCAGCUAUAUUUGAUUGCUUCCUGUCGAAACUUUAGGAGGAAACACUUGCAGAAGUUUACAACUGAACUUCAACAUUGUAAAAUUGUAAUGAGUGUGAGAACUCUUAUGAGUAUAGGCCUACUGUAAAUAAGAACGGUGACUUGACUCAUGAAACAGUGUGAUUCAUGAAAUUCUUUAUUUGUGUAAAAUAGUUCUAUUUUUAGAUAUCCAAAACCAAACUAUAAAGUGACUUUUGUCAAGGUGA
This is a messenger RNA of Podarcis raffonei (Aeolian wall lizard), 1538 nucleotides long. RefSeq names its product coenzyme Q2, polyprenyltransferase (gene COQ2). The record is from RefSeq and is a predicted model, not a curated record. Bases 43 to 1164 code for a protein of 373 amino acids. Gene Ontology annotation, cellular component: mitochondrial inner membrane. Lineage: Eukaryota; Metazoa; Chordata; Lepidosauria; Squamata; Lacertidae. The transcript is spliced from 7 exons. Gene Ontology annotation, biological process: ubiquinone biosynthetic process.